Molecule: messenger RNA, 1643 nt
Organism: Cyprinus carpio (common carp)
Lineage: Eukaryota; Metazoa; Chordata; Actinopteri; Cypriniformes; Cyprinidae
Product: NACHT, LRR and PYD domains-containing protein 3-like
Molecular function (GO): protein binding
Source: RefSeq, a predicted model, not a curated record
UCGGUGUAUUCUGGGAUUUGCACUGAAAUCUUUAAAGAAGAAUAUGUAAUUUAUCAGAGGAAAGUCUACUGCUUCAUACACCUGAGCUUUCAGGAGUUUCUUGCAGCAUUUUAUGUCUUUUACUCCUAUGUAAAUACCACUUCUGAUGCCUUGAAAGUUUUUGAUUUACUUCAUAAUUUGCAUAAAGGAGUACUGGAUAAAGCUCUAAAGAAUGAGAAUGGACGCAUGGAUCUUUUCCUCCGGUUCCUGCUGGGCAUCUCACUGGAGUCCAAUCAGAGACUGUUACAGGGGCUACUGACACACACAGAGAACAGCUCAGAGAGCAUCAAGGAAACCAUUAAGUACAUCAAGGACAAAAUCAAAGAAUGGAAAAACACUCUUUCUGCUGAAAGAUCCAUCAAUCUGUUCCUCUGUCUGCUUGAAAUGAACGAUCAGACUCUGCAAAGAGAAAUCCUGGAGUUUCUGAAAUCAGACAAACACUCAGAAAAAGAACUGUCUGCUGCGCACUGCUCAGCCAUAGCCUACAUACUUCAGAUAUCAGAGGAGGCACUGGAUGAGCUGGACCUUAAGAAGUACAAUACAUCAGAGGAAGGUAGAAGGAGACUGAUACCAGCUGUGAGAAACUGCAGAAAAGCCGUUCUUGCAGACUGCAAUAUCACUGAUCAGUCAUGUGAAACUGUGGCCUCAGCUCUACAAUUAUCAGACUCUCCCCUGAGAGAGCUGGACCUGAGUAACAAUGACCUACAGGAUUCAGGAAUGAAGCUGCUCUCUGCUGGACUAAAGAGUCCAAACUGUCAAUUGCAGAUACUGAGAUUAUCUGGCUGUAUGGUGACACAGGAAGGCUGUUCUUAUCUGGCUUCAGCUCUGACUUCUAACCCCUCACACCUGAGAGAGCUGGAUCUGAGCUACAAUCACCCAGGAGAUUCAGGAGUGAAGCUUCUCUCUGAGAGACUGAGCCAUCCAAACUGCAAACUCAAUUUGGACCAUGGAGGACAUUUCAGAAUCACACCAGGACUACACAAAUAUACCUAUAAUCUCACACUGGACAUAAACACAGCAAACAACCAUCUCUCUCUGUCUGAGGGGAACAGAAAGGUGACACGAGUGGAAGAGGUUCUGCCUUAUCCAGAUCAUCCAGAGAGAUUUGACUGCUUUGAACAAGUUUUGUGCAGGGAGAGUCUAUCUGAACGCUAUUACUGGGAGGCUGAAUGGAGUGCGAGGGGAGCUGGAUUGUCAGUGACCUAUAAGGGAAUCCAAAGAACAGGAAGUGAUUGUAGGUUUGGGCUCAAUGAAAUGUCCUGGAGUCUGGUCUGCUUUGAUAACAAAUACUCUGCCUGGCACAGCAAUAAGAGAACCAACUUACUUGCCCCUUCUCCCCCCUCUAAUAGAGUAGGAGUGUAUCUGGACUGGCCAGCCGGCAAGCUGUCCUUCUACAGUGUGUCUGACACACAGACACUGAUUCAUUUACACACAUACCACACCACAUUUAUUGAGCCCCUCUAUGCUGGAUUUAGGCUUUAUCCAGAUUCUUCAGUUUCACUGUGUUAGAAUGAAGAGCUUCGUAAUAUAGCAUAAUACACUAACGUCUAAUCAGAAAGAUUUGUAAUGUUUCUACUGCUCAUAAAGAUCAUUUAUUUGAUCAA